Messenger RNA from Limulus polyphemus (Atlantic horseshoe crab), 2899 nucleotides. Its product is annotated as glucose dehydrogenase [FAD, quinone]-like. The coding region runs from base 174 to 1919 and encodes 581 amino acids. The record is from RefSeq and is a predicted model, not a curated record. NCBI's taxonomy places the organism in Eukaryota, Metazoa, Arthropoda, Merostomata, Xiphosura, Limulidae. Gene Ontology annotation, molecular function: oxidoreductase activity, acting on CH-OH group of donors; flavin adenine dinucleotide binding. The transcript has 11 exons.
GUUUAUAAAGGAGUUCAAAAUGAGUCCAACGAAUCUGACGGGUUCACCACUGUUUCCUAAUUACAACUGUACACAACAAAGGGUACUUUGUCAAUCAGAAUAGAAUCUCUAAAUUUGUAAAGACAGUUCCACAGUUUUAUGUUUCAAAGACUGGUGUGUAAUUACAACAGAAGAUGUCACAGUUCCUGAAUUUCUGGCCUUUUUUCAUGCCCUUAGCGUUUUAUAUGUUCCUCUACCCCAGAGACAGAUUUUCUCUUACUUCAGAAAAAUUUGACUUGGAAUAUGAUUAUAUUGUGGUGGGCGCAGGAUCAGCAGGGGCUGUGGUGGCUAGUCGACUCUCCGAAGAUCCUAGAGUCACGGUACUUCUUCUUGAAGCAGGAGGGAAAGAGAACAUUGUAACGGACAUCCCUGUUGCGGCAGCAAUGAUUCAGAAGACUCCACUAGACUGGGCCUACCAGACGGAGCCGCAAGAUGCUGCUUGUUUUGGACACAUCAACAGGGUAAGAUUUGGAGAUUAUGGUGCCUACGGAUGGAACUGGAAGGAAGUUUUCCCUUAUUUCCUCAAGAGCGAAGACAAUCGAGAUCCUUCCAUUGCCAAUAACGGAUACCAUGGAAAAGGCGGUUAUCUCACCGUAUCGACACCUCCUUACACUACCCCGUUGGCUCACGCCUUUGUUGCAGGAGGACACAGUCUAGGAUAUCCAAAUAUUGACCUCAAUGGGCCAAUUCAAACAGGAUUUGCUAUUCCACAAGGCACAAUACGCCGAGGUUCACGCUGUAGCACCUCUAAGGCCUUUUUAAAACCAACUAAAGGACGACCAAACAUAGAUAUUGUAAUAUUUGCUUUCGCAACAAAGAUUCUUUUCGAUGAAAACUUGAUAGCUCGAGCUAUCCAGUUUGAUAGAUUAGGGUUACCUCAUACAGUUUACGCUCGGAAGGAAAUCAUUCUUUCAGCUGGAACCAUCAAUACUCCUCAGCUUUUAAUGUUAUCUGGAAUUGGACCAAAAGAUCAUCUCUUGAAGCUCGGGAUUCCGGUUCUAGCAGAUCUUCCUGUAGGCCUAAACCUUCAAGAUCACAUCUAUCCCGGAGUCCUCUCGUAUCUAGUUAAUCAACCUGUUUCUGCUGUUCAGUCACGAAUUUUUACCGCAGAGAAUAUUUUCCGGUAUUUUGCCUUUUCAGAUGGUCCAUUAACUCUCCUGGGAGGAGUGGAAGGGUUAGGUUUCAUUAAAACCAAAUAUGUCAAUUCUUCUGAUGACUUCCCUGACGUUGAGAUCCACUUUCUAUCCGGAAGUUAUGGUGCUGAUGCUGGUCACGUAUUUCGUGGGUCUCAAGGUAUUAACGAUGAGUUAUGGCAAAAAGUCUACCUGGAGUACCUGGAAAAAGAUUCUUUUUCUUUAUUUCCGGUGUUAUUAAGGCCUAAGAGUCGAGGCUUUAUCAAACUACGCUCAAGCAAUCCUUAUGAUCCUCCAAUCAUUGAUCCACGCUAUCUCACAGACGAGCGAGAUGUUUUCACCAUAGUGGAUUCACUGAAAAUAUGUUUGGCCCUGGGCGAUACUCCAGCUUUCCGGAAGUACGGAGCUCGGAUCAAUCCCAAUGUAUUUCCAGGCUGCGAGGGCUACAUUCAAUGGAGUGACGAAUAUCUGGCCUGUCUUGCCCGAACCAUUACAUCAACCAUUUAUCACCCAGUAGGCACGUGUAAAAUGGGAGAUCCUCGUGAUCCUACUACUGUUGUAGAUCCACAACUAAGGGUGAAGCACGUGAAGAGUCUACGCGUGGUGGACGGAUCUGUAAUGCCAACCAUCGUAUCAGGAAAUACAAACGCUCCAAUCAUUAUGAUUGCCGAAAAAGCAUCGGACAUGAUUCGUGGAAUUAGGUCUGUGUUUGCUCAACGUGGCCUCCUAAAAAAAUCUGAAAUUUAAAAGUGAUGAAAACGUGCCUAAUUUGUCUGACCGUGUGUUUUCAGCUUUCAGUCACUUGUUCUGUGAAAGCUCAUUUCGAAGACAAAAGGUGAUUUCAUCGUAGUAAGUCGAAUGUACAAAUUUCAACUCACCAAAAACUUUCAGACUUUAUUUUAUUUCGUUGCAAUACAGAAUAGAAAAGUAUGACUGGGUUGUACAAUAAAUGUAGAAAGAGAAAUAACUGAAAGUAGGAUACUCUACAAGUUUAAAACUGGUGAAAGUUAAAUCAACAACAACUUGAAAUGUUAAUACAAGCAAUAGGAGAAAAAAAAAUAUACCAUUUCCCGUUUACUUUAAUCAGAUCGAAUGAAAUUGUUGAUGUGGUAUCCCACGUGCUUCACAGCUAUUAUUUUUAUCCAAUGCCAUCAUAAACUACUAAGUCAACUGCUCAACAGGAUUAAAUUUUAACAGAAUUAAGCGUAACUGAACAUGAGGACGGAUUAGCAUACAGUUUCUGGUUUAACUGUGUUCUCUGUACAUUUUGCAAGUUUUGUUGCAUACAGUGUGUUCCAACUGAUAGAAAAAACUUCUGCUUACUUUAUUUCUAGAACCAUAGGAAGUAAGUGAGUGUAGCUUUGUUUCAGAAUUCCAACAUUGUAGUUUCCUUCUUACAGAAAAGAAAUCUGAUCGUUUAUUUGAGGCUCAUGAUUAAUUUGUUUUUCCAAGUUGUCAACGUCUAGGUGUAAACGACUUGGUGCUGCGACAAGCUUUGAAUAAGGUGAAAGGAUCUGCAUCAGAAACAUUUGCUUUAUUGGUAGUUUCAUUGGAAAAAUUGCCAUAAAAUACGGGACUAUAAUUGGUGACUGGCGUUUUUGUCACAUAACGGGCCAUUCCUUUAAUUUAACUCGAAAUGUGUUAAUGUUAUUUAUGAUAAAGUAUUUAUGGUUAAGUAUUGCCACUCAACACAACAAAUUUGUAAUGAUGAAUAUAUUUUUUAGUAA